AUGACCACGAAGCGAAGCAAGCAGGGGACCGCGGCGGAGCGAGCACCGAAGAGACCUCGAAAUACUGCCGCUGCUCAAGCUUCGCCUCAUCGUAUCGUUACUCGCAGCGUCACCCGCAUGCGGGAGGCCGCAACAAGUACCGGGCCUCGACGUUCCACUCGCUUGGCGAGGAAAGGGAAUGCGACGGCUAACCCAUCGACAAGUCAAGCGAGUGGCUCAGGACCAGCAAGGAAGCAGACGACGACCACUGGCAAGCAAUCCAAGUCUGGGAGGUAG
Messenger RNA from Schizophyllum commune H4-8, 276 nucleotides. RefSeq lists its product as uncharacterized. The transcript is spliced from 2 exons. The coding region runs from base 1 to 276 and encodes 91 amino acids. NCBI's taxonomy places the organism in Eukaryota, Fungi, Basidiomycota, Agaricomycetes, Agaricales, Schizophyllaceae. The record is from RefSeq and is a predicted model, not a curated record.